Messenger RNA from Cynara cardunculus var. scolymus (artichoke), 2043 nucleotides. Its product is annotated as homeobox protein knotted-1-like 2. Gene Ontology annotation, cellular component: nucleus. Gene Ontology annotation, biological process: regulation of DNA-templated transcription. The record is from RefSeq and is a predicted model, not a curated record. The transcript has 6 exons. Bases 104 to 1474 code for a protein of 456 amino acids. NCBI's taxonomy places the organism in Eukaryota, Viridiplantae, Streptophyta, Magnoliopsida, Asterales, Asteraceae. Gene Ontology annotation, molecular function: DNA binding.
ACAACCUAAACGCUUCUGCACCACCUCCACCCUCAUCAAUUUUUCACUUCAUACAUUAACAAUCACUACCCACCAACCUAUCAUCGUCGUCGGAGUUGUAUUAAUGGCGUUUCAUCCUAACCAUCUCUCACAAGAGAUGGCCUUACAACAACAUUUCUCCGAUACCGACAACAAUUCCGUCCUCCGCACAAUUCUACCAGACCACCACCACCACCACCUCGCCGUCGCAGCUCAAUCUUCUCCUUCUUCUCGUUCUGUCGGAAAAGACCAUUGGCUCAAUAGCGCGAUUCUCCGGCAACAGAAUCAGUACGGCGCUGGGGCUGCUGAUGGUGGUAAUAAUUUCCUCAACUUGCAAACGAACAAUAAUUCGGAAUCUGCCAUAACAACGUCUUCUCAGCUUCAUCAUCAGCAACACACCGGGAAUAAUAAUAACCAGUGGCUAUCGAGAUCGAUGAUGCAGAGGAACGUUAGUGAUGUUAGAGGAGACGACAUCGUUUCCCAAGUCUCCAACGAUUCGAUUAUCGCUGCCAUGUCUUCCCACGAUUCUCCUGAUUUAAACAAUCAGUCCAGAAGCGUCGUCGCCAGCCAGGUGGAUAAUAAUGGAGGGGAGAGUGAGGUUGGUGGCGGUGAAGGGGCGUUAGUGAACUGGCAAAACGCAAGGCACAAAGCAGAGGUACUAUCACAUCCACUUUACGAGCAGUUGUUAUCGGCUCAUGUGGCUUGUUUGCGAAUUGCAACGCCUGUGGAUCAGCUGCCGAGGAUCGAUGCACAGCUUGCACAAUCUCAGCAUGUAGUAUCCAAGUAUUCGGCCCUCGGCGGACAUGCAAAUCUUGGUGAUGAUAAAGAGCUUGAUCAAUUCAUGACUCAUUAUGUUCUGUUGCUUUGUUCUUUUAAAGAACAAUUACAACAACAUGUUCGGGUUCAUGCAAUGGAAGCGGUUAUGGCGUGUUGGGAGAUUGAGCAGUCGCUACAAAGCUUAACAGGAGUGUCACCUGGAGAAGGCACAGGUGCAACAAUGUCGGAUGAUGAUGAAGAUCAAGUCGAGAGUGAUGCCAAUUUGUUCGAUGGGAGUCUUGAUGGACAUGAUAGCAUGGGGUUCGGCCCUCUCGUGCCAACGGAGAGCGAGAGAUCCUUGAUGGAGCGUGUACGGCAAGAGCUAAAACAUGAGUUGAAACAGGGUUACAAGGAGAAGAUUGUGGAUAUACGGGAGGAGAUAUUACGUAAAAGAAGGGCAGGGAAACUACCAGGGGACACGACUUCCGUCUUAAAAUCGUGGUGGCAAUCACAUGCGAAAUGGCCAUACCCUACCGAGGAAGAUAAGGCAAGAUUGGUACAGGAAACUGGGUUGCAAUUGAAGCAGAUAAACAACUGGUUUAUUAAUCAACGGAAGCGAAACUGGCACACCAAUCCUUCUUCUUCUUCUUCUUCUACGGUGUUGAAGACGAAACGUAAAAGAAGCAAUGCAGGUGAAUGAUUGAUCAUAACAUAUCAUGCAAUUGCAACAAAGAUGAAGCACAAGGAGCUCUGCCAACAUGAGGAAAAUGGCUAUUUAUUUGUUCACAGAAGUUGGAGUUUCGAAAGUCACACACAUACACACAUAUAUAUACAUACAUACAUAUAUAUAUAUAUAUAUGUAUGGGCAAAUGAAAAAGUGAAUUUGAGAUACCCUUAUCCCUAUGUAUACUAUGAGCUUUGUGUGAAUAGGAUAGGAGAUUUAGGGUGUACAGAAUAAGAAAGUGGCUAUUUUGUUCAAGUAUUGUAUGGUAGUUGGUUUUGGAAACUUCUGAUUUGGGGUUACAAAGGUGUAGAGAAACCACAAGAAGCCUCUUUAAUUUGGCAGCAAUAAAUCAAAAGGAGAAGAUAGUUGUAUUUUGUUGUGUAUGUGAAGGGAUGUUUUGCACCUUUUCUUUUGUAUGUUUUGUAUCAAUCAGCCUCGCUCGGAUAAAGGUGCAUAUGGAAUGUGCGACAAUAUGAUGUAAGAAAGUUGUCGUGUAUUUAAGAAGUAAUGGACUUGGGACAUGAUAAGACCAGGUGUAAUGUAAC